Rotaria sordida is the source of this 669-nucleotide messenger RNA. The record is from the annotation of a GenBank genome assembly. Lineage: Eukaryota; Metazoa; Rotifera; Eurotatoria; Philodinida; Philodinidae.
AUGAUGUUAGCCGCACAUUAUAAUUUAAGACCCAUUGUUGAUUUACUUUUUGAACUGUUACCACUUGAUCGAGCUGUCGAUGAUCUAUUACGAUUAGCUUGUCGAUAUACAAUCGAUCGUCAUAUGCUAGAUGGUGAUAAUGCAUUUUAUUUUUUUGCACAAGGUUUAAAUGGGAAACAAACAUCAGAUAAUCCAAUUCUCUAUGAAGUUUACGAAUUUCAUCAUGAAUGUCAAACAUUCGAUGAAUUAAUCUCCAUACAAAAUGAUAACAAUGCUAUGUGUAUGCAUGCGUUACUCGUUAAUGAACGAAUUUUUCGUCAACAUGGAGAUAUUGCUAUUUAUUUUGAUUUAUUUGAGAAACAAUGCGAUUACUAUCAUGAUAAUCAGUUAUUUCAUCGUUGUCUUCAAUUACGUAUACAUGCAUAUCAAUUGAUACGUCGAGUACAAAACGAUAGUUACGAUCAACGAAGAUGGCAUGAUAAUAAAUUUUAUUCAUUAGUCAAAGACUUACAGAAUAUGUUGAGACAAAGUGGUGUAGUACCUGUUGAUUCAUUAGUAAUCAUAUUCAAUUGGAUAUUUGAUCAAAACAUGAUUGUUUCAACAUUUCUUCAACUCAAUCUUCUAAAAAUUGUUAUUUGUGUAAGUAUUUACAGUGUCGUUCAAAAUUGA